AUGGCAGGAUCGUCUACAGGUGGGAACAAUGGCACUGCUGGCAAGGGUAGGAGCAGGAAGAAGAAGGCUGAUAGAUCAACUUUAAAUACUGCACAAGUUGUCACUCGAUCCAUCGCAGCAGCAUCCACUGCAAGGCGUGUCAUCACAUCAACAGACAGUGACCAAAGCACCAAGGUUCCGCCAGCAUUAGAAGAAAACAAUGAUGACACUAAUGACAAGGUGGUUGCUUCGCAGGAAGACGGCAGUCCCACAGCACCAGCGGCCAACAAUGGCCCGGUUCUGACCCAAUCAGAAGUUGAUGACAAAGAGGAAACAGUAAAAGCCCCACAUUAUUCUUUACCAGAACACAGUGGUGAGGCAUCAGCAGACGUCCAAGCUCUCGCUCUGUCAUCAUCAGAGCGAGAAAAGGUGAUGAAACAAGAAUUGACAGAGUCGUCAUGUGACGAAAAUCUUGGGGAAUUUUCAGAUGAAAUGUCUCAGUUUUCUUUUGUCUCCUCCCACCGGACGGCUAUUCCUGGCGAUGAAGACUACGAGAGCAACAGCGACGAUGCUGCGUUGAGCCUGGACUCCAAUGCUACAGACUACACAUGCAAGGGCAGACCCCAAGCCUCCUACACCAUUCUUGAUUUACCACGUUUUUGCCACACGGUCCAGUAG
This is a messenger RNA of Cylindrotheca closterium, 657 nucleotides long. Lineage: Eukaryota; Bacillariophyta; Bacillariophyceae; Bacillariales; Bacillariaceae. The record is from the annotation of a GenBank genome assembly.